GAUUGAUUGCCUCAGCCAGGCUGCGAGCUUUCCACUUGCACCCGUCAUCUCUCGACGGCCUGGUGUGUUUGACCACCUCCCACCACCUCCCGCCCUUCACCUUGACCUCCUUUGCAUCCUCGUCUCAAUCCCUCUGUGUCUCCUCCUAAAUCCAGGAGAUCUAUCCUCUUCAUGUCCGCUUCUUGUUGAGGUUACUCUCACCCCCGAUCUGACCGACUCUUUGCAACCUGCCCGCUGGGUGCUACGGUCAAACCCACCUGACACCGCCUAAUCCAACGUUUCCUUAUCAACCAUCAUGGCUACACCCCAUCCUCACAUAGGCCCCGUUGGUCCCGACACCCUUAUCACGGUCAAGGUCAUCAUCGACGGGACCAACAGAAGAUUCAAACUCGCCCUACGGGAUCUCGGCGCCAACGUGCUUCCCCAAAAGCUCCGAUCCCUGCUUGCCAUCCCCCCCGAGCAAGACGUUCGAUUUGACCGGUUCUCCGACUCUCAGGCGAGGUACAUUACCCUUGAUAGCAACGAUCCUGCCAUCUACAAGCAGCUCUACCGGGCGGCAAAAGCGAAGCUCAAGCUGCGUUUGAGGGCUACUGUUGAGGGGAAGCCUGCAAGAGACAGCCUUGCCCAAGACAUUGACAUGUCCCAAAACAAAUUCACUGUCAAGGACGGUGCUGAUUCCCAGGCUGAGCCGAGGAGCAACUUCCUUGAGACUGUUCUCUCUCAGCCGGUGGGCAACAGCGUGGCACCCUCCUUCAAGGCGUUUCAAAAGACCUGCCAAUACUCUCCCAAAUGUGCCAUUCCAGGCGCCUUUGAUCUCGACGUCAACGGUACGAGCAUGGACCAGGCUGUCAACCCUCCUCAGGGCAAUCAGAGCGACAUGUACAGCCUGCCUACUCUUCCUUCUAUGAACGACUUCCCUGCCACUUCGUACACAAUCGACUGCAACCAUUGUGGCAGGUCUGUUCUAAACGAACACUAUCACUGCGGUAUUUGCGAGGCCGGUGACUUUGAUCUCUGCAAGACUUGCAUUGACGCCGGAGUCACCUGUAACGGGGAUGAGCACUGGUUGCUUAAGCGAACCAUUCAUAAUGGAAUUGUUAUCCCCAGCACUACCGAGACUGUUGCUCCCAAGAAAUCGUCCAAUGCAGCCGCAGGUUCUUCCAGCGAGUUGACCACCCCCAUCAGCCCCGAGCACGAUGAUCCAGUACUCACUUGCAAUUCAUGCAUUUAUCGACUGUCGGCCAGCGAAUGUGUCACUUGUCAGGAUUGUCUCGAAUACGCCCUCUGCUUCUCCUGUUUCCAGGACGGUCAACACGGGCAUGAUCCAUCUCAUACCUUCGAGGCACGAGAGCUCGAUAGAGUGAAGGAUAAUCUGGCCAUCAAAGCUCUGUGCAACCCAGGACGUGGUGUUCGCCACGACGCUAUCUGUGAUGGUUGUGAUCAGCCAAUAUACGGUAUCCGACACAAAUGCCUGUCUUGCCCAGACUUCGAUUAUUGCUCCGUUUGCAUUGACUCUGCCGGUGCGAAACACCCCUUGCACCGCUUCGUGCCCAUUUGCGUGCCUAUCAAGACUCUGCGCACCACCAAGCCGACCCAUCGUGGCAUCUAUUGCGACGGACCACUUUGCACAUCCUACAAGCGUUACAUCACUGGUGACAGGUACAAGUGCGUUGUCUGUCACGAUACCGACUUCUGCGCAAACUGCGAAGCCUUGCCCAACAAUGGGCAUAAUGCAUCACAUCCUUUGAUCAAGAUUAAGCUGCCCAUCCGACAUGUGUCAAUCACCACUCAACAAGAGAACGAACACGGCCAAAAAGUCGCCCAGAUGGGCGACCGACCAACGGCAAAGAAUGCGGCUACCGAGACCACCCCAUCUGCCUCAGCCAACGCUGCCACUCAGGUCCAGACUGUUGCUGAGGUGGACCCUGUUGAAACCACCCCAAUGGUUGAGGUUGCUAAGGCGAACGAUGCCACCUCUGUGAAGCCGAACACGAGCGACCUUCAAGCCUGGUAUGUUACAGAUUCGACUCCAGACGGCACGAAAGUUGCCCCCAACCAUUUUGUCUCUCAAUCCUGGACCUUGCGCAACCCUGGCCCUGAAGCCUGGCCCGCCGGCUGCGCCGUCUACUACAUUGGUGGUGAUGAUAUGCGAAAUCUCGAUAUUCUUCACCCCUCCAGCAUAAGCACGAUGACCAUGGCCAACCGCAGCAAUGUCUUGGGAGCUCCUGUCGAACCUGGCAAAACGGCAGUCUUCACAGUUCUCCUGAAGUCGCCCACUCGUGAAGGACGAGCCAUUUCUUACUGGCGUCUCAAGACCCCGGGAGGAAUCCCUUUUGGCCACAAGCUCUGGGUUGACAUCGAGGUUCGUGCGACUCCUGUUGAGCUGCCUAUCCGGUCGCAUAUCCUACCUCCUGCUCCUGUCACGGUGGAGACACUCAGUGAGACAGGGGAGGAGAAUGACCAGUCCCAAGCUAGCUCGACCAUGAUCUUUCCCAAGCUAGAGAAGGAGUCGCCCAUCUCCAGCGUGCAUGACGUCCGUGAAACACGGGUCGAAGAAGCUCCGGCAGCCGUGAUGGAGCCCACCAUCAAGACAGAAGAACACGAACUUCUCGAGGACGUCGAGAGCCUCGAGCUCGAGGAGUCCGAUAGUGACGAAGGCGGUUUCUUGACAGACGAAGAGUACGACAUUUUGGAUGCCAGUGAUGAGGACCUGCUGAUGGACGGACAAACACACGUGGGCAAAUGAGCGCACAGGACGGUUGGUGCUGCCGCGUUUGUACAGACAUGGCUACCGAACAACGGCAAUAGGAGGGAUGCGCAAUAUGGAAGCUACGCAGGUGGUAGGCACAGAAUGAAAGCAAAACAAACACUGUCAAGGACUAUGCGAGCCGGGUCAGGUGGGCUUUUUUGGAUCAAGCUGAAUUGGGGGCGUGAGUGAAGGAGUGUAUGCGGGGAAUGUCCAAGUACUUCGAUCUUUUCUCUUUCUCUUAGUGACCAGGCAGAAUUAUCACAGCCAUCCAACGGCUCUCUCCUUUGACCUUGAACCGUCAUCAGAGGUACCUAUGAUGCCUAAGAUCCAGCCUAGCCCAACAGCAGUACGAGUUGCAUCCAAAGUACUUCCUCACGGGCUCGAGACUCCUUCAAUCGUGGUGUCAAGAGUCGAACGACAACGGCGGCGAGGAAUUUUGCGGUAUGUAUCACGGAGAGGUGCCCCGACGAUGGCAGCGAAUCAAGCAGACGAGCCGUGUCGUCAUGGUAAUUGAAGCAGACGA
Cladophialophora immunda is the source of this 3272-nucleotide messenger RNA. RefSeq lists its product as uncharacterized. The record is from RefSeq and is a predicted model, not a curated record. The coding region runs from base 296 to 2746 and encodes 816 amino acids. Gene Ontology annotation, molecular function: zinc ion binding. Lineage: Eukaryota; Fungi; Ascomycota; Eurotiomycetes; Chaetothyriales; Herpotrichiellaceae. The transcript is spliced from 4 exons.